AUGAAUAAAUCUUUUAAUGCAUCAAAAGUCAAACUAAAAAAGUUAAAUGAUUUAUUCGUAAAUGCAACUAAUAACACGGACAUUUGUCUCGAUAAGGAGAAAAACGUAUCCAUAGACCCAAAUGCCAUCAUCAUACCAAAUGAUAAUGUAACCAAACUUUACAAUGGUGAGACCAAUUAUAUACAAAAAAUUGAUAACAUCGAAGAGAAAGAAAAUGAUGACGAAUUAAAAUUUGUAACGGAUAAAACACAAAGCAUACCUAUCAUAGAUCCAUCUUACAUAAGAGAACGAAACUUUAGUGAAAAAAACAAAUACGUAGAUACAAGUUUUGUUAAUAAUUUGGACAAAAUAUCUACAGAUGAUGUAGGUUUGAGUCGUUUGAACAAUUAUGAAAAAAAAUAUAAUUCGACUUAUGAAAAUGAAAGAAAUUAUUCAAAUAACCAAUAUAUAAAUGCAACAAAUGAAUAUUACAUAACUAAAUCGGUGGAAGAAAAAAUUCCUAACACAGGAAUACCUACUGAAAAUUUUGUUUAUAAUAAUGAUGUGUUGCAAUACGAAGAUAGCAUGAAAAAAUGGACCAGUAAUAGCAGAUAUUUGUAUUUCAUUGAGAAAGAAAAAGAAAAGGCUGAAAAACAGAAAGAAACAAAGUUAAAAAAUAUAAGUCUUAAGGAUUCCAUUCUCCCAGAUAAAUAUGAAAAAAUGCUUUUAAAACAUGAUUUUAUUAGUGAUAAAACAAAAACGGAUAAUUUAAUAUUAGAUGUGUUAAAUAAUAAAUUUGAAGAUGAUGCCCAGACAUAUGAUAAUACAAAACCCAAAGAGGAAAUUAAACCUGACAACCUUGAAAUGAAGCAAUCGAAUAAAGUUGGAAAAAAUGAAAGCCUCAAUCUUGUUAAAAAAAAAAAAAAAAAUACUAAAUGUAAUAGAUAUGUCAUUUCCGAUUAUUUGCAUUAUCACAAUUACUUUAAUAAUGAUAUAAAUUGUUCACAUGAAUCAGCAUCAGAUAGUUAUAAACAUACGUCUCAAAAAAAUAAUAACAAUAUCAUAUGUAAAUCAAUAAACAAAAGAGAAUUCGAUAACGACCGUUAUGACAAUAAGGAUGAAGAAAAUACAAGCAUAGAAAAAAUUACUCACUUUAUUCCCGAUAAUUUCGCUAUGAACAUAUUUUUGCCUCAAGAGCAAAGUACCAAAAAACAUGAUAUUUCCCUCAACGACAAUGUGGAACCCGUUUUAAAAAUAAAAAAAAAAAAAUGGAAUAAAAAAAAAAUAAAAUUUGAAAAGGAAUUAUUACAAAAGUAUAACUAUGUAGACAGUUAUUACUCCCACGGAUAUUGUACACGAAUUGCUAAUAAUUUAAUGAAAUCAUUCAAGAAAGAGCGGAUUACCAUUUACGACAUUAAAAAGAAAGAAGAUAUUAUAGAAGAAGAAAAUCUUAGAAAAAUGAGGUUAAAUAAUUUACUGCGUCUGUCUGAAAAUACUAUAGAUGAAGAAAAUAAUGAUGAACAAGAAAUGGAACACAAAAAAGAAGAAAGUUAUAAAAGUGAUAGCUACAUUUCUUUUGAUGAUAUAGACAAUAGGAGUAUAACUAGUUUAAAAGAAAAAUACAAAAAAAUGAAAAAAAGUGAUAAUGACCAUGAAAGAGAUUUAAAGAAAUUAAAAUUUUAUUUAUGUAAAAGAUUAAAGAAGAAAAAAUACAUUAAAAAGCCUAUGAAUAUAAAGAAAGAAAAAUCUAAAAAAGAGAAAAUCAAAAAAAUUGUGAAAUAUUCAACACAAGCCGGCUACAAUCUUCUAGCUCAAUUACAGAAAGGAGAAUUAAAAGAAGAGAGCGAAGAAGAAUCAGAAUUAAGCGAAUUAGAAGAAGGAGAAUUGUUUGAUAAUCAGGAUAGGAACACCGAGGAUCUUAAUAGUUCUGAAUAUACUUAUUCUUCUUUAACAAUUUCAUAUUCUGAAUAUUUAGAUAUACGAGAAGUAUACUAUAAUGACAAUUCUUAUGAAAAAAUAUUUUACCCUAAGGAUCCCCAAAUAAAUGUUACUUACAUUUACGAUAUUGUGGAUUUUUAUCUUAUUUCUAAAGGAACGAGAUCGAAUAAAAGGCAUAUGCUCAUGGAAAUACUCAUAUUCAGCAUAAAAUUUUAUGAAAGAAGCAAUUUUAUAAAAGAAGAAGAUUUAUCAUACUUAUUCGAAUUAAAUGAACAUUGGAAAAUAACUAUCGAAAAAAAAAUGGGUGAUAUAGUCGAAUUAGUUGUAAAUAUGAAUAAUAAUGAGAAUCACAAUAGCUUUUGUAUAUCUGGUGAUAAAAAUAAAAUAAUAUUAAUUUAUAAUAAUCUAACCCAAAGAAUGUUAUUAGCUAAAUAUAUUAAAUAUUUAAAUCAUAUAUCAUCUGGCACUAUUGACAAUGCAGCUGCAUUUUUUUUAUGUAAAACUAAUACAUUAGAUUUAAGAAAUGCCCAAUAUGAUAAAGUUGCAGAUUCUAUGAUAUGUUCCCAUUUAAUAAAUUUAAAAAAUAUUGAUAAUAUAGAUAUAUCAAAUAGAUCAAUGAAUAUUGAAAAAUUGUGUGAAUUUUUAUCUAUUCCAAAUAUUAAACAAUACAGCAUAUUAAAUAUAUCAAAAAAUCCGUUAUUUUUAUAUUUAUCAUUUGAUAUAAAUAAAAAAGACAUAGAUUAUCUUAUAGAUAUUUUUAAGACAAACACAAAAUUAAAUAAAUUAAUUAUAGAUUUUGUUAAUUUAUCAAGUCCAUUAGGCGAAUAUUUUAUUACAAGUUUAUUAUUAAAUACAAACAUAACCUUUUUAAGUUUAAUGAAUUGUAAUAUUGGAUCAGCUAAUAUAACAAAUAUAAUAAAUGUUUUGGAGGAUCAAAAAGUAAACAUGAUAUAUCCUAUAAACUAUCUAAAUAUCGAAUUUAAUAAUUUAACUUAUUAUGAUAUAAUAUCUUUAAUUAAAGCGUUAUGUGCAUUAAAUAAAAAUUUUAAAAAGUUAUAUAUAUGUGGAAAUCUAGUUCAAGAAAAUAUUUUUGAUGUAUCAUUUGAACUUAAAAGAAAAAAGAAAUUUAUUGAAAUGGACAAAUAUAAUAAGCAUGUACCAGAUAUAUUUCACUUUGAUAAUAUUCACGAUAUUAAGAAUCACCUUUCUCGUAAUUUUAGGGGCACUGCUGUGCUGAUAGAAAACUCCAAAAAUUCCAAUGUCACCUUUGAGUUAUAUCUUAAGUAUUUAUAUAUUAUUGGCCCAGAAGAAAGAUUAUAUAUAAUUAGAAAAUCAAUAACUAAUAAAACUCGAAAUCAAAUCGUUUUGAAUAUCAUAGCUUUACAUGAUAAAAAAGAAGUAAAAAUACAACUAAUCCUUUUCAGUGAAAAUCACAGCACGGUAUUUAAUAAUUUAAUUAAAAAAAGUUUUCAUGCCGAAAUGUAUUAUAAUCACCAAGUUAAUGCCAACAAAGUCGUAAAUGAAAAUAUUUUAAAUUAUUUUUCCACGAGAAUUAAAAAUGAAUUGAAUUUUUAUCACUACAACGUCACGGCCGAAGAAAUUCAUUAUGUUUUGGAUCUGUGCCAAAAAAAUUUCAUAAAGAAUAUAAACCUUAGUUACUGUUAUUUAACGAAUGAUGAUAUCUUAUAUUUCAAUACAAUCAAAAGUGAUCCCUAUAAAAUAAAUGUUUAUAAUAUUUCUUUAAGUAACAAUUUAUUUACUUCCGAUAUACAAAUAAGUCAACUAAUUAAAUUUAUUUCCAACUUUUCAAUUUAUUUUAAAAUCAAUCUAAGUAACUUGAAUAUAGGAGCCAACACAUUAGUAUAUAAACUCUUUGUUUCCAUUUUAAAUAAUACGAAAUCCAAGAUUAUCAUGAUGGAUAAUUGCAAUUUAGGAAACUCGUUUUUAUUCAAUGUAAAUAAGAAUAUUAAUGAUAUAGAUACAAAUGAUUACUUAAACAUUUUGUCGAUACAAUAUAAUGAAUUUAAUAAUAAAAAGGAAACGGUAAAUUUUUUAAAUAAUAUAAUUUUAAAAUGUAAGCGUAUCAAAAAAAUCAAAAUAUUUUCCAAUUAUUUAACUGAAGAUGUUCCAUUUAUGACAAAAUAUAUAAUUAAAAAAAAUAUAGUUUCAUUCGAAAAUACUUAUGAUAUAUCAUUAUCACAUAAACGUAAUAGAAAAUUUACAAAAAUAUCAAAAAAAAUUAAUAAUAUAGAUUAUAAUACUGAGUUGACACCCGAUGAAAUGAAAAAAAUUACAGAAUUUUUUCAAAAAGAACAAAGAAAUGGCAUAAAUGAUAACAAACAGAACUACCCAUUAAAAGAUCGUUACCGUUUAAGUGACAUUAAAAUCAAAAAUAUUAAGAAUUCUUUUAUUAAAAAGUAA
This is a messenger RNA of Plasmodium vinckei vinckei, 4338 nucleotides long. RefSeq names its product conserved Plasmodium protein, unknown function. The transcript has 18 exons. NCBI's taxonomy places the organism in Eukaryota, Apicomplexa, Aconoidasida, Haemosporida, Plasmodiidae. Bases 1 to 4338 code for a protein of 1445 amino acids. The record is from RefSeq and is a predicted model, not a curated record.